This is a messenger RNA of Ramularia collo-cygni, 456 nucleotides long. RefSeq lists its product as uncharacterized. The record is from RefSeq and is a predicted model, not a curated record. The coding region runs from base 1 to 456 and encodes 151 amino acids. The transcript has a single exon. NCBI's taxonomy places the organism in Eukaryota, Fungi, Ascomycota, Dothideomycetes, Mycosphaerellales, Mycosphaerellaceae.
AUGGGCGCCUUCCGCACAGCAGUCAUCCUCGAAAUUCUCGCCAACAUCUCCUCCAUAAUCCCUCUAAUCCUCAACCCCGAUUUCGCCCUCUCCUUCCUUGUCACAGGUCCCUCACAAAUCACACCCGCAACCCGAACUCUCGCACGAUACUUUGGUGGUUUCGUAGCAACCAUAACUGUGCCUCUACUGCUCUCCAUACCAACGCCGGCUCCAGGGCCGGCAGGAGAAGCUCAACGAGGCACACGGCGGACAACGUAUCUCACUCUUGGAGCUGGGGAGGUAGCGCUGGGUGGAUUGAUGGCUUGGGCGUAUGCCACGGGAGCGGAUAGUGGAAUGACAGAUAUGGCUUUGUUGGGAGGAGCAAUGAAUCUGGGAGCUUUUCUCAUCAUGCGAUAUGUGUUCCUAUUUGGCAAGCCGGAGUUGUUGGAGGAGAGGGGAGUGAAGAAGACUGCUUGA